GUGGCCUCACUUGUCAUCUGAGGAAAGAAGGGAGAAGAAGAGAGAGAAGUGCAGAAAGCAGGAGAAACUGUUAAAGAAGAUCCAAAAUGGAGGCGUAUCUGAUUCCAAGUCUGCCAAUACAAAUAGGAAACUUGGCGAGUGGGUCCACCCACUGUUCUUCAAACAAAUGCCUUUUUUUGUUGUCCUUUCUUUUAAUUCAAUUUAAUGGUUGACCUCCCCACCAAAAAAAAAAAAGUUUCCAUUUUUCACAUUCCUCUCUUCUCAAACACCCAACAAGUCAAACACUAUAAUCAAUCAAUCUCUUCCCUUCCAAUCUUUCUUUCUAUCUCUGAAAACCCAAUUCCCAAAACUCUCGCCUUUCAAUUAUCCACUUCACAAGCACCUCUUUUUAUUCCAUACCCCAAGGAACCAUAUCACUGUAGCUUUACCUGCAUCUACAGCGCAAUAAUCUCUUCUCUUUUCAAUACAGAAUCACAAACUGAUGUAUCCGAAGGUUAAGGUUAGAACCGAAGGCCAAGAUGAUUUAUAUGUUGCACGGGAACAUAAUUGGACUUCUUUGCUUUCUUUGAAAGAUAUCCAGUUUCUCUUAUUACAGGAUUCUUGUUUUCCAGUGAAGGAGUACAGGGAUGUUUCUCCGGUACCUAUUGCAAAAAUUCCAAAAACUUACGUACCAAAUAUACUCCUGCCAACAGAGUCUGCUUCUGAAGGAGUAGACAAUAAAAGCAGUUCUGAUGAGGAGGAUAGACCAAAUAUCAGAGCUAGUUUGGUCCCACGUCCGCGUGCUGUCAUAUCUAGUCCUGACAACGAUGCACUGAUUGCAAACAAAAACAGAGUUAAAGCAACCCAGCCUUCUGCUUUGAAGAAUCAUAAUUUGAUACGAAGUAGACAUGCACAAUGUAAGGUUGUCCCCAGUCAAGCCACUGAUGAAAGUCCACUAAACACAAGUAAGUCCAAGGACACUACUGAUAAAAAAAUUGAUGUUAGAGGAACGAAAGGGUCAGCAACUGUGUUAUCAAGCCAGAGAAGAAAUAUUACAAGUGCUAAACCAAGUUCUGUAAGAAUCUGAUGGAUUUGUCAUACACCACCCAGGACUUGUAGUCAGGUCAAUUCUGGGACAUUUUUUGUCUCCUCACGGAAGUACCCCAGGCUUUGUAACAAACUACAGUUUUCUUGUACACUGACAAGAAUCAUAUGCAGAGUCGACCUUAAUACAGUGUUAUUCUAGAAUUA
Messenger RNA from Ricinus communis (castor bean), 1230 nucleotides. RefSeq lists its product as uncharacterized. Lineage: Eukaryota; Viridiplantae; Streptophyta; Magnoliopsida; Malpighiales; Euphorbiaceae. The record is from RefSeq and is a predicted model, not a curated record. The transcript has 5 exons. The coding region runs from base 482 to 1066 and encodes 194 amino acids.